Symbiodinium sp. CCMP2456 is the source of this 2516-nucleotide messenger RNA. NCBI's taxonomy places the organism in Eukaryota, Dinophyceae, Suessiales, Symbiodiniaceae. The record is from the annotation of a GenBank genome assembly.
GUGGUCUUACCCCUGGCACCGCCACUUCAAACCGGAAGACUGAGUGGUCCAGCAAGUUUCCACCUGGUCAGUUCGUCGCGGCACUGGUCCCGCUGGCAAUGAGCAGCUACAGAAACCGGUCAUACACCCCCAUUGCGACGUACAUCCAGGAGGAGCUUCUCUGCCACAUCGCCAUGAAGGCGACCUCGCGGGACCCCUCUGGCCGCAAGAGAGCCCGCUUGGUCAUAAAGGGCCUUCAAGCUGAGGUCGCAUGGCGGCAUUUUGUGCGGGAGACCAACAAGCUGGCAAAGCAAGGUCUGCUGGCAGAUCUGGAAGAUGACAAGGUGGCCUGGCACAGCUGCCCGCCAGCCCAGCGGGUCCUGGAGGAGGAGGACGACGCUGCCGCAGAGGAGGAGGCUGAGGAGGAAAAAAACAAGGACGACGAUUCCGUGGACUGGGGCGGUUCGGAGGAGUCACUGUCUGAGGCAGAAGGGCAUGCUGAGCCCGAUGAUGUAGAGCAGGAUGAGGCGUCUGAUGGUCUUACCUCAGACGAAGAAGCGCAAGAGGAUGCUGCGACUACGGCGCCUGCUCCGCCCAAGACAAGAUGGGAACGACUGAGAGACUUGGCCUUCAGUCAAAUUGAGGCAGCCAGAGACGAGAAUGGUCUCAGCCAAGAGGCUGUCAACCUGGUGCGGAGCGUUCCCGCGGCGGAGCCACUGCCCAGGGUGGCCCUGAACUUGAGGAUUUCUUGCUGCGUCGCCUGCUUCGCCCGUGGAUGGCAGCUCAGGAAAGCGCUGGCAGCAAAUAUUCUGCUCCAGCGAAGCCACAGCCAGAAUGUGCGUUUCUGCAUUUCUUUGUAUGAUGAUGCCGGCAACGAUGGGAAGGAGACAAGAGAUUUCAUCGAAGAAAAUUUCCAGGAAGAGCUGGCAAGCGGGUUCUUGGUGGUCCGCUUCAGCAGCGAUUUGCAGCAUUUUCAUUCCUCCGUUUGCAAGAACGCAGCUCACAAGCUGGCAUUGUUGGUGCCUUGGGGCCAAGGCUUUGUGUCCUCGGAUGGUCUUACCUCCUUGGACACGGACUGGACAAGGAAGCCGAAGACCUGGGCCGACGUGGCACCAGCGACAGCUGGCGGCACGGACACACGCAGGCACAUUUUGAUUAACGUGGACGCCGAUAACAUUUUGUCUGGCAAUUUUGUUGGCCUCGUUGCCAACAACAACCAAGUGUACGCUGGCAUUACGAGUGAGCCGGCGCAGAUUUUUGGUUUCCGCUGCGACAUUGACUUCUUUCAGCGGGUGAAGCACAAGGCGCCGGGCUGGGCCUAUCGACUCUCCUUCCAUCGCGGGUGGUCGAUCCCAAACGACAGAGACGAAAAAGUUGCUUUUUCCACUGCAAAGAGCAAGCACGCGGGCUGCCAUCUCGCGUGGUCGAUGCAAAAUGCAAAGAACAGGGACGUCAGCAAACAGCAGCUUCUUGACGAGCGGUGGUUCCGGAAUACGGACAGGAUUCCGGAAGCUAGCAAAGCGCUGCUGUUGCUGAAAGAUUUGGGUGGCCCCGACUUCUCCAGCUGCUCCUUGCUGGCUGCUGGAAGGAUCAGGGAUGGUCUUACCUCCCAGAUCAAAAAGGAACUUACCUCCGAAGUCUCUUCGAGUUCGGGAUUGACAGGCGAGAACCCUGCCAAGACAAGGGAGGUCGAUGAGGCGAUGGCAAUGGAGGUCGACCAGGUGCCGGAGCCCGUCCAAGCCAGGAAGGAGGAGGUCGAUGCGCCGAUGGAGUCCGCAGACGAGCCGGCUACAGCGAAGCCACGUCGAGCGGACGGGCCUACGGCUGGGAUGGUCUUACCUCCCAACCGGAACCGCGUCUACGUGGACAUUGUGACAUGUGGGGCGGCUAACCUGCAGUUCACCUUGGGCCCGGCCAGCGGCAGGAACAAGCUGCCAAAAGCCCUUUUUCAAAAAUGCAAAGCAAUGAGGCUGAGGGCAACUGCCCAAGGAGAGCGGACGGUGGACCAGAACCUACUUGUUGAUAUGUUGCGCGAGGUGGACCUUUUCCCGCGCGACAGCACGGAGCAUGUUGUGUUGGACACUCGGGUCUUCCACGACCCUUUCAGUUCAAACACCCUGCGGGACCACGUAGGCUACCACCCCGAGGUCAUGCGCAUGGUGUCGGAAUCGAAGCCGAACUGGUUCCACUUUUUAGUCCGCUUUGUGCGACGUGCGGUCCGUCUCGCGUCAGAAGCCGACGUCCCCGCGGGUCAGCGCAGGUCGGUCGCUGUCCUCUGCUUCUGUAAGAGCGGCAACCACCGCUCCGUGGCCAUGGCGUAUCUCCUCCAGCACGCCUUACAGCACUCCAGCCUCAUAGAGGCAGUUCAAUGUGCUCACGUGACCGAGAUGGCAGGGAACUGGGCAGACCGCCAGUGCGGACCCUGCGACAUUUGCCGUGGGCAACCAGACCAGGCCAACACGGCUCAUGAUGAUAUGGUGCGCCAGGCGAAACAUCGCGCCAGGAGUGCCUGGCAGCAUGCAUUCCAAAGCGCGUGA